This is a messenger RNA of Opisthocomus hoazin, 1665 nucleotides long. The record is from RefSeq and is a predicted model, not a curated record. NCBI's taxonomy places the organism in Eukaryota, Metazoa, Chordata, Aves, Opisthocomiformes, Opisthocomidae.
GCAGCCAUGCUCCCUUCCCAGCCUCUCCUGCACGCUGCGGUGUUUGCACUCGCAGUCCUCCAGGCCCUGGCCUCCGACACCUUCAUUGCAGCCGUCUACGAGCACGCGGUCAUCCUGCCAGAUGCCACUGACGAGCCCGUUUCUCCCGACGAUGCUUUGGCCCUGAUGAACAAAAACAUGGACGUCUUGGAAGGGGCCAUCAAGGAAGCCGCCCAGCAGGGUGCUCACAUCAUCGUGACUCCUGAAGACGGCAUUUAUGGCUGGCGUUUCACAAGAGAAGCCAUCUACCCCUACCUGGAGGAUAUCCCUGAUCCGGCGGUGGACUGGAUUCCCUGCACCGACCCCACAAGAUUUGCUCCUGCUCCAGUGCAGGAGCGACUCAGCUGCAUGGCCAGGAAUAACUCCAUCUACGUGGUUGCCAACAUCGGGGACAAGAAGCCGUGUAAUUCCAGUGAUCCCAGCUGCCCCAGCGACGGUCGCUAUCAGUACAACACCAACGUUGUCUUUGACCCGCAGGGGAAACUGGUGGCUCGCUACCACAAGUACAACCUGUUUAGAAGAGAAACUCAGUUUAAUUACCCUAAAGAGCCAGAAGCAGUCACUUUCGAGACACCCUUUGGGAAGUUUGGCAUUUUCACUUGCUUCGACAUCCUUUUCCGUGAGCCUGCCCUGGCCCUGGUGAGCGAGCUGCAGGUGGACACCGUACUCUUCCCGACAGCUUGGAUGAAUGUCCUGCCGUUCCUGACCGCUAUUGAGUUUCACUCUGCCUGGGCUAUGGGCAUGGGUGUCAACUUGCUUUCAGCAAAUACUCACAACACCAGCUUGGCAAUGACAGGCAGCGGGCUGUUCACACCGGAGGGACCCGUUGCCUACCAUUACGACAGCGAGACAGAGGAGGGACGUCUCCUGCUAGCAGAGCUGAGCGCACACCCCCGUCUUUCCUCCAGCUACCACCCUGUCGUCAACUGGAGCUCAUAUGCCACAAGCAUAAAGAAAUUUCCAGAAGAAAAAAAUACUUUUUCGGGAGCAGUCCGGCGGGAUAUAUUCACUUUCAGUGAACUCAGGCACAAAGCUGGAAAUUACACCGUUUGCCAGGGAGACCUCUGCUGUCAUUUGGUCUACCGGAUGUCAAACAAGAGCAAAGAUGAAGUUUAUGUCCUGGGUGCAUUUGAUGGGCUUCACGGUUCUCUCAUAAAAUAUCAUUGGCAGGUAAUUUCUUUUGUAGGGGUAAGUGUGGUUUGUACAUGCCUACAUCCCAGCCAACCCCAAACAUGUCCAUUUCUGCAUCAUGAGAACUCUUCUUACUAUCAAAUCUAUCUCUCAGCUGUUGAAAGCUUAGCAGUAUUUUUCCUUUCUGUAUCCUCCUCCCUGCAGAUAUGCACGCUGCUCAAGUGCAAGAGCACAGACCUGAACACGUGUGGGCAGCCGGUGGAGACAGCUCAGACCAAGUUUGAGAUGUUCUCCCUCAGCGGCACCUUUGGCACCAACUACGUCUUUCCAGAAGUGUUGUACAGCGGGGUGCAGCUGGCCCCUGGGGAUUUCAAGGUGCUACGUGACGGGCGUUUGAAAAGUAAACAUGGCACAUCGAAACCGCUUGUAACAGCAACGCUUUUUGGAAGGCUUUAUGAAAAGGACCUGCCACACCCUCUGCGAACCUCCCCAUAA